This is a messenger RNA of Huiozyma naganishii CBS 8797, 1107 nucleotides long. It is a transcript of the gene PDE1, whose product is annotated as 3',5'-cyclic-nucleotide phosphodiesterase PDE1. Gene Ontology annotation, biological process: negative regulation of glucose mediated signaling pathway; cGMP catabolic process; cAMP catabolic process. The transcript has a single exon. Lineage: Eukaryota; Fungi; Ascomycota; Saccharomycetes; Saccharomycetales; Saccharomycetaceae. The record is from RefSeq and is a predicted model, not a curated record. Bases 1 to 1107 code for a protein of 368 amino acids. Gene Ontology annotation, molecular function: 3',5'-cyclic-GMP phosphodiesterase activity; 3',5'-cyclic-AMP phosphodiesterase activity.
AUGUUCACAUUCGAAGUGGUAAUACUGGGCGGGCUUGGAGGUCCCGGCGAAAACUCGUCCCAAUGCUUUAUGCUUAGACCGUAUAGGUCAAAGGGGAUAAAAUCUAUUUGUGUUGACGGUGGUGCCGGUGCUGCGCAGAUAUGUGAUACAUUGAUGUUACAACAGAAACCUGUAUCAGAGAGAGACCAGUUGGCGUUCCACUACUACGAACCGGACGAUCAGCAGUAUUUUUUGGAAAAUAUGAUCGAUAAGCAGUCUGUCGCCAAGUUUGGGUUCUCUAGUGAGACAUUGGACAGCGUGUCGCAGGAACGGAACGCUCUGAAAAAGGGGUAUAAAAUAUACCAAGGGAUUGGCGAGUACUAUGUGACUCACCCACACCUGGAUCAUAUUUCAGCCAUGGUAGUGAAUUCUCCGCUUGUGUACGAACCCCCGCUGGUUUCAGAGAAGACGAUAUGCGGGUUGGACUUCACCGUGAAUGCAUUACAGGAACAUAUAUUCAACGACACAAUAUGGCCAAACUUGACUUACGGGAAAUUGCAGAAGUUACGAGUUAAGACUUUGCAACACAGCCAGUGGGCUCCAUCGAGUACAUUUCCUCAGUGGGAAAUAAUACCGUUUCAAGUCUGUCACGGGUGUAAAGUAGCUCAGGACUCCAAAGUGUACAGCACUGUUUACCUGAUAAGAGACAAAGUGAGUCGCGAUGUCAUUGUUAUCUGUGGUGACCUCGAGUACGACUACGAGGGGGAGAACCACAAAAAUUUGCUAGACAACGUGUGGAGGUACAUUGCUAAGAACGUCCCCUUCAAGCACUUGAAAAGUAUCUUCAUAGAGUGUUCCAGCUCAUCGAUGGUUGCAUGCGAGAACUUGUACGGUCAUCUUUCGCCGCCGUUCCUGAUCCAUGAACUUAAAUCACUGUACAAGUUCUAUGGGUUCACAAACGACCCGUUCGACCUGCAUGUUGUAAUAAUACAUGUCAAGCUUACUGUCUCGGAUACGGACCCCAGGAAGACCAUAUUGCAUGAGUUGAAAGAGCUGGUUAGGGGAGAGGAAGGGCUGAACAAAGUAAGAUUUUCUAUAGCACUUGAUAAACAUAGGUUUGUACUCUGA